CAUUGUAAGUUGCUUUGGAGAAAACUGUCAGCUAAAUGAAUACAGGUAAAUGUUACUGAACAAAGUUCUGUUUCAGUGUCAGAGAGGAGCAGUAAUGAAGAACCGAUUAUAAUGCUGUCAAAGACCUAGCUAGGGAUGAGCCCCGUGCUUCUGGGAUGGACACUGGACCGCUGUGACCCUGGCAUGGACAAGUGCGUAAGAAUAGUGACUGAGUGAUUAUUAGUGCGUUAAUUAGAAGUGGGAAGUGUAGAGCAUGAGCAGGAGAGAUGUGCGUGUGUGUGUGUGUGUGUGUGAGGGAAACACUUCUUCGCAAGGCUUAAAAAGAGCUGGAUUAGAGAGGGAGUGAAAGCAGAGAAGUGUAGAACAGAUCAUGUUACAUUGAUGAAGAAGGUUUAUAAUAGAGCUGUCAGGUUGGCUACUGUUGUGGCGCACACACACGCACGCAUGCACGCACACACACGCUUGUUUUAACAACGAGACCCGCUGCAGGAGAGUGUAUUUGUGUGACAGCUACAUUUAUCUCACAUUGUCUUUUGUUUUUGCCUUUUACCCAUCUAGAGGAUGCCGCGGCAAGUCGGGUGCGAACCGCGGUCAGGGGUUCAAGAGCACGGUACUUCCGACGAUGUGAGCGUGGUGAUUAGAAAAAGUGUCAUAUAGGUCUCGAAUCCAGAAUGUCUGGUUAGGAGUCUAGUGUCGUGUCCAUGACGUCACAGGGAAUUUUAAAUAUGAUCAGUAAUUGAUGGAUCUUCAAUAUCAGUUCGCUGCUGAUUACGGGAAAGGCUGUGUUUUACUAUAUCAGUGAGGUAAGCUGUGAGUUUUGAUAUGUCCUUUUUCUCUGUGUCCAUAAUAAUAUUUCUGUGCUCUUGCAAUACACGUCUCCCCCAGCCCCUCAAGCUAAACUAGAUAAUGGCAGGAAAGCCAAUAGAAGAACCCCCUCCGAGGCCCUUCUCCCCGCCCUGCCACUUGUGUGUCUAUUCUCCUGUCACUCUGUAGGGUGAAGGACAGUAAAGCACAGUUAUUUACACCUGCUGCUGUCAGUCACCCAGGCUUCCACUCCACUUGCUCAGAGUUUCCAUUCGCUGCCUGCUUGGUGUCACCUCUCGGUACAGGACACUUCGCAUCUUCCCAUUGUCUUUCGUACACGAGCUUUUCUUGGUCGUCAGUUAAGUAAUAAAUCAUUAAUAAAGAGUUUUUUUUUGGUGCUUCUUUUUUAAAAAGAAGACGGAAUACCAUUGUCAGUGUUUAGGAGCUGGGCGGGAAAGGUCAAGACCUCUUGGACUGCAUCACUGUCCUCGAAAUAUUUGUGAUCAGUAGGGUUCAGGCUUGUGGACUCGCCGUGGUCACCUGGGGAUGAACGUAUUUUUGCAGGAAGAUUCAAGGGCUUUUUUUUUUUUGUCUUUCCUCACUUCAAAUGAUAGCCGGUGAGCAGAUACUGGUCAUGCGUGUCUUCUGUGGUUCUGCUGGAGUCCAUCAGCACUGGUGAAUUUGUGUUUUUGCCUCUUUUCUUCUUGGGGGAGGUGUUCAACCGUCACAUUUCUGUUCUGUGUUCUGCAACGUGGUCCAGAAUGGGCUUUACGUUUAAAACCUGGUCAUUAGCGGUCAUCAUUGCUCUUCUGUACUCAUCCCACACGCCUGUGGCCUCGGGUGUCACGACUCCAGAUGAUGCUUACAGCAGCCAGGAAGAUUACUAUGGUUACGAAGUGGAACGUGGGCAUAAUGAUGAUGGUACUGAUGAUGGAGAGCAAGGAGCUGAUGAUGAUGAUGGCAAUACUGAUGAUGAUAGUAACAAUGAAGGUGAUCAUUGUGAAGAUGAUGAUGCUGCAAAAAUGGAUAUAAAUCAGGAUGAUGACGACGACGAUGAGGAAGAGGGCGUUACUGACAAUGGGUUUCAUUAUGUAGAAGGAACUGAAAGUAUGGAUGAGGAGGCAGGGGAGGAUGCUUAUCGGAGAGAUGGCAAACGGUACAAGAGUACCGGUGACAGUGACAGAAGUGAGAAUGACGAUUAUCAUUAUGAUGAUGACGAUGGUGAUCAUGAUGAUUCUGAGCACAGCACAGAAGUCCAUAAUGAGAGCAACAAACCUGGACAGGAUGACUAUGAUAGUGACCUCAAUAAUGAUGAACUGCAUGACCAUAACUUGAAUAAACAUGAAAGCGAUAACAGUGUUGAUGAGUUCAGUGAUGGAGAAGAUGACGAUAUUCUCAACGGUGAUGAGUUGGAUGAUGACAUCGAGCAUAAUGAUGAUAGUGAAAGUGAUGACAGUGAUAAAACUGAUGACAGACAAGAUGACGAGGACAACGAUGCUCUUUUGAAUGACUCUACAGAAGAUGAUCAUUCUGAAAGCAGUAAUCGUGAUAAACAUGAUUUCAGAGUAAGGGAUGACACUCAUGAUGGUGGUGAUGAAGGCAUUAAAAAUGGUGACAGUGAUGAACUCAGUAGUGAAGAGGAUGGGGAUCACACUGAUGAUGAUGAUGAUGAUGAUGGCGAAAGUGAUGAUGAUGACUCAGAUGAGAGCACAGAGGAUGAUGGAGAUGAUGGAGAUAAUGAAAGCAAUGACACUGACAGCAAAGAGGAUGGUGAACCUGAAGACGAUGGGAACCAAAGUGAUGUCAAAGACAGCACUGAAGAGCAGCUCGGUGUUCAAAAUGAAGAAAACGAUUUUCACCCACAAUAUCACAAAGGAUCCUUUUGCAGCUUCUGCUCAUUCUGCAAGCACUGUGACAUCUGCAAGAAAUGCCCCUGUGGAAACGGAGACGAGUCAGAGCACUGCGGACGCUGCAAAUUGUGCACCUUCUGCCAAAUUUGUCCUGUAAUAUGCGAGACAGUUUGCAAACCAGGAGGCUUCGUGGAUGAAGUGAGCGGAUCGCUGUACCGGACAAUGGCUAAUGUCUUGGAGCUGCCUGGACACUAAACUUCGCUCGUCAUCAUGGAGCCGCAGCCCCAGGGACGUCCUUAAACGACUUAAUUUCUUGUUCAUUGUUUUCUCCAUAUUCAUGUAAAAGUACAGUUGGGGGGAUGUUGAUAUUCAUAUUCAGUAGAAUGUUUGAAUGUGUUACUCACACCUAGUAUCCAUUACUGAACAACAGAGCAUAGAGGAUUUUGAAAUGUAUGUUAUAUACAUUGGCACAUAGACAAAAAUGUUGCUGCUUACAAAGACAUUACAUGCAUUUUAAUACAUGUAAUACUUGAGACAUUUAACUACAAUUUGUGUUAAAUAGGUCAGAAUAAAAGAACUGAAAUACAAGACAACCUGGUCUGUAAACUAGCUGACACCAAAAAUGCUGAACUUGUAUCGCCUUCUGUCAAAAGCAUGAGAAUUUUCCCUAAUUCCAUAAACUCUGUAACCCUCAGCAAGACUUUUACAGUGAAAAUCCAUGUUACUGCGAGUUUGAGUGGGAAACUUGUUUAUUGUAACUAGUUGCAUUAUGGGAAAUGUGAAUGAAGUGUGCAACCACUGGCGGGACUUGGGGGACAAAAUAAUGCAGUGACUGUUUCCCAGGGAGAAAGGAGUCUAGGGGGGCUAAGCAGGCUGGGAUGGCUGGCUUGAGACGCAGGUUCUAAUAAAACGAUUGUCAUGAACACUGCCCGUGUAUCCUUCUUCACCCCCUCCAAAUCCAGAGCGCUGUGCACCACAAUAUUACCAUGAGACAGAUUGUGAUUUAUUAGACAUGUUUUUGAACAUCACCAGUUCCUGCAGAAAUGUGAAAAAUCUUAGCCAGAGCUUCCUUUACUGAUGACGACAUAUAGUGGGACAGUGGUUACAGCUGCUGCCGUUGUGGUGGAACGACCUCUCCCUCUCUCU
Messenger RNA from Scleropages formosus (Asian bonytongue), 3800 nucleotides. RefSeq names its product sarcoplasmic reticulum histidine-rich calcium-binding protein-like. The coding region runs from base 1566 to 2909 and encodes 447 amino acids. The record is from RefSeq and is a predicted model, not a curated record. Lineage: Eukaryota; Metazoa; Chordata; Actinopteri; Osteoglossiformes; Osteoglossidae. Gene Ontology annotation, molecular function: calcium ion binding. The transcript has 6 exons.